AUUUAUUUAUUCACACCUCUGUGCUAACAUACAAUUAUUAGCCUACAUAAAAUAUCACAAUAUUAAUGUCUAAAUAACAUAGUAUGAUGGCAACAAGUAUAGGUAUAUUACUAUUUUUUUAAAAUUUGAUUAAACAAGGUUGAUCAAAUUAUUAGGGCUUCAAUUUUAAUAAAACGACUUGAUAAUUUGGCCAACCCUGUAUCCACAAGUCUAGAUUUAUUUAAAAAUAACUUAUUUAAAUCACUUGCUGCAAUAAUACCAAAAAAUAUAUGGUGGUAAUAUUAUGGAUAUGAAUUUAUUUAUUAAAGUUUAUAAUACAACCAUUUAUUUAUAACAAUGAGUAACUGAUAUGGUUUGGGAUAAUCCAAUGUUUAGUUACCUAUUUAAGUAUCUGCGAAUAAUCAAUACCUUGGAAAUUUUGUUUUAGUGCAAACAAUUUAAAAUAUAAAUUUUUCAUUCUCGCCAAAAAACUUGUAUGAAGACAUAGUUCUUAAUAAUGAGUGGUCAGUAAAAGUUUUUGGGUCUCUGUGUUGUUUUUCGUAAUAGUUUUAAACUUGGUAUUGUAUUUUCCGCAUGAACCGACUUUGGCAUAUUAAAGUAAGCAAAGCAUUAACCAAAUAUAGACCACAAGACAACAGAAUAAUGUCUUUAGUUCUCUCCUAUUGUUCGUUUCAGUCUGCAGUUAUCCUUUGUUUCAUUGUUGUUGAAGCCUUAUUUCGACCCCAAUUUGUCGUAUCUUUGUUUCCCUGUCUGUUUCCUAAUUAUUUACUUAAAUGCCGUUUUAUGCUUUAAUUUAUUUUUUACAAGAGUGUGGCCACCAUGUUUACUUAUCGUUGAGUCAAAUAGGUAGUUGGAGAUGAGAAAGUCAUAUUGUAUGCUGUUGUAAUGGGUAAUAACACUAUAGUUUACAGCCAUUUUGCUCAACAUGUCUGACUAUCAUUUUCUUGUGUAGUUUGGCUUACUAAACUCGAAAAUUUUUCAUAGAAGCGUUUUCGAGAUAUGGAUUUUCAAUUGUUUUUUUUUUAAUUUUUUGAGGUGUUUUGAAGUUUUAGAGUAUACUUAGAGUUCUAAUUGAUCGGUUUGACCAAACAAGCACUAAAAUUAAAGGGAAUUAAGCCAUCUACAACUUUCUCUUGUAUAGUUUUGGUAACGGCUCAGUAGUUCGAUACUGGCGAUUUUAUGAAGUUGAAAAAGUUUUUUUUUUUACAAAAUCGAGGUCGAAAAUUUACAUAUCUUUUUGUUAAAAAUCCAUGGAUAAAUGGCGAAGUUAUGAAUUUUUAGUGGAAGACCAAAAUCCAGUUUUUCGAGAAUGUUUUUUCUUCAUUUUAUUGAAUUAUAUAAAAUUUAAUAUUGAACAUUGAUUUUUAUUUUAAACAUUAAAUAUUGAAAUCAAAUUAUAUAUUGAAUAUUGAAGAAUAAAUAUUGAACAUUGAGAUAUAAGAUAUUGAAAGUUUUAUUUUGUUGUAAUAGGCAUAUUUUUAAAAAUAUUCUGGCUCCUUCUUUGUUUUUUGUUGCUUUCGUAUCCCGUUUCUCUUAUGAGGGACCAAAUGUAAUCACCCAUCAUGGCUGCAUCCCAGAGCCAUGAUACCGCCGCUCCAUAGCCUUCAUUUGCUGGUGAAAACGUUCUCCGUGCUCAUCACUUACGUCGCCCAGAUUGUCGGUUAUUUAUGCACUCAAACUAUCUACUUCUUUUACUCAUUUUACUUUUUUUAUUAACUAAAUAUAACCAUGAUAAAAAUACCUUGUUGAAAUAUCAGUAAAAUGUCACUAUGCCAAUAGGAGAAACAAAAGAAUUCACGUUUGCGGAGUCAUGUCAAAUUUAAAUUUUGAAUAAUGUUUUUGGUGAAAAAUGUACGUUAAAAACUCAAAAAAUUUCAAUAAAGCACUUUACUUAGGUUUUCAUUAAAGAAUAAAGAUAUUACAAAAUAAAAGAAAAAAAAUAAAAUAAAAAUCCUCAAAAAGCUGAAUUUUGGUCUAUUCAUAACUUCGCCAUUUUUCCAUGUAUUUUUAUCAACAUUAGCUUGUUUUUUUUGUAAAAAUGUCAGCUUCACGAAAAAAAAAUCAAACUAGAGUUAUCUUUUUGAUUUAAGCCUUUUCCAGGACGAUAUGUAAAUUUUCGCCAUAAAAUUUUUUUAAGUUAUUAAAAUCGCUAGCGUCAAAAUACUUAUCCGAUAUCAAAAGUAUGUAAAAGAAAGUUUUAGAGGGCUUAAAUACCUUCAAUUUCAGGUCUUGUUUGACCAAAUCGAUCGAUUAGAUUUCAAUCUAUACUCAAAAAGGUCAAAAUACCUACCUCCGAAAAUUGAAAAAAAAUCAAUUGAAAAUUCAUAUUUCAAAAACCAACCAAUUGAGUGUGAUUUUCGUGUUAAGUGGGACAAAAUACAUGGAAAAUUUAUAAUGGGAUAUGGUGGGCAGAUUAUUUUUUCGAUUUUGCAAACUAGUGUAAUUAAUCAGUUUUUCUGGAUGAUUUUUUUUAGUAGUAAUCAUCGAUUUAAAACGGUCUCCAUUGACUGUGUUUGAAGAAGCCUAUAAAGCACACCAAACAGUAACUGUUGGUUUUUACUCCAAUUUCUUUUGCAAAGGAAUCGACGUAAAAUUUUAUUGUGACAUAAGGAAGGUAAUAAUGACUGCAAAUUUGUAUGGCCAAAACCAAAAAUUCCUGAUUAUCAAAAAAACAAUCUGUACUGGCCAAUUCACGAGCCAGCCGCAUGAAAUCAUAUUUAAGCACUUAUGGCAUAAAAUUAUCUUGAUAAUGAAUAAAUCCAAUAUCAUUUUAUGUUUUAUUUCUAUACCCAAAAACACGGUAUACAGAGUUCCUGUCUAUACCUCUGAAUGUAUGCUUGUCAUUAACGUCAAAUAUGAACGAAGUAAUAGAACAGUUAAAACUAUUCAAAAGAAUCAGUUCCAAUGUGGAAAAUCACGAGGAGCUACUGACAAAUCAAAAGGUUAUAUUAUAUGCCGCUGUAAUGUUGGAAAAAAGCAAUUUAAAGGUAGUGGAACUUUGUCUGGACAUAAUUGAAAAUUUCAUUGGAAAUGAAAACACUCACAAGACUCUAAUAUCCACUUUUGGCAUCUACGAAGCAGUGGAAUCUCUUAACAUCAGAAUGAGAGGUGUAAACGAUGACAUUUUCAAAAGAUCCAACGACAUUACGGAAAUCUUACGAAACAGCACUCCUCCAGCAUAUAACACGCGUUCGAAAGCGAAGUGCUCGAAAAAGAAUACAUUGCAUCUGGUUUUCGUGGAAAAUUUAAGCAACAGCAAUAAAAAUCAAUUUGAACAAUCGCUGCUCAAAGUGAAAGGCGUAAUCUCGUUUUUAUUGGACAUGCAAUUACAAAGAUGCACUUUAAGGUUAUGCCCGAGUGUAACAAUUAAAGAAGUUGUAAAAAAGGUGCAGAACGAGGCUAAGCUUAAAUGUUUUGUAGUCACAAAGAAUAAAUUGGAUGGAAAUGAAAGUUUAUGUGAUAUUAUGCAGUUAAAACUUAAUAAAAGCUAUUUCGAGUAUCUCGAAGACGAAAUCAUAAGUCCUAGAAAGAUGGCAUUAAAAGAAGCCGGUAAAAAUGUUAUAAAUGGCGGAUGUAACUUUCUUAAAUCCGUUGCUACGUUCUGGAAUGAUUCGUUUUAUUGGUGACUUUAAUAAAAAACAAUUUAAUUUUCUUCUGUGUUUAAAUACCGUUGAAUACAAGAGCUGCAAUUUUAAAAUCCUUGUAAAACAAUUUGGCUAUAAAUAUUGAUUAUCUUCAACAAGGAAACAAUAAGAAGGAAUCGUAAAGUGUUUGCACUGAAACAACAGAUCUAUUGAUAAAUAUAGGUAUAAAGAAAGUUUAAAGUACGUUAAAAACCAAUAAAUUACAAUUUAACAACAAGUAGACAUACAUUUUUAAAAUUUCCUAAAGUAAUGCCGUCAUUUUAAAAGAG
Molecule: messenger RNA, 3913 nt
Organism: Brassicogethes aeneus
Lineage: Eukaryota; Metazoa; Arthropoda; Insecta; Coleoptera; Nitidulidae
Source: the annotation of a GenBank genome assembly